CUCUUGCGUGGCUUAUUAUUUAUCCCUAUGAUCCCUUGCAGCAGCAUUUGAAAUGGAAGACAGGACAGAAACACCUUUUUUUUUCUUUCUUUCAAAUUAGCCUUCUAAUUUAGGGCUUAAAAUACGGAUUUAAUGGUGAAGAUAAAAGCUUCUCGUGGUAAAAGAGAAUUGGGGAAGAGGGAAACUCCACCAGCAAGUGUGGUACCAUUUCCUGAAGAAGCUAAAUGGAUAAGAAACCUACCACCAGGAAAGGGCCACCUUUCUGUUCAUUACGCUAUGGGCUGGCUCUCAUCAUGCACUUUUCCAACUUCACUAUGAUAACCCAGCGAGUGAGUCUAAGCAUUGCAAUCAUUGCCAUGGUGAACAUCACUCAGCUGCAUGGUCCGGCUAAUGCCUCCACAGAGGAACACUGGAUAGACAGCCUCAACAAUCAGAACAGCUCUAUUAAGGAAUUUCAUGCAAGGGCCUCUGUAUAUCAGUGGAGCCCAGUGACUCAGGGUAUCAUCUUUAGCUCCAUCAGCUAUGGAAUAAUAAUGACACUGAUCCCAAGUGGAUAUUUAGCAGGGGUACUUGGAGCAAAACACAUGCUUGGUGCUGGUUUGCUGAUUUCUUCUCUUCUCACUCUUUUUACACCAUUGGCUGCUGACUUGGGAGUGAGUUUGGUCAUUGUGAUUCGGACAAUCCAGGGCAUGGCCCAGGGAAUGGCAUGGACAGGUCAGUUUACAAUUUGGGCAAAAUGGGCUCCUCCACUUGAACGAAGCAAGCUCACCAGCAUUGCAGGAUCAGGGGCAGCAUUUGGGUCCUUCAUCAUCCUCUGUGUGGGGGGAUUAAUCUCACAGACAUUGGGCUGGCCUUUUAUCUUCUACAUCUUUGGGAGCAUCGGCUGCGUCUGCUGUCUCCUGUGGUUCACAGUGAUUUAUGAUGAUCCCCUGAAUCACCCAUGUAUUAGUGUCAGGGAAAAAGAAUACAUUGUGUCCUCCCUGACUCAGCAGUCCAGUUCUCCUAGACGAUCUGUUCCCAUAAAGGCUAUGGUCAGAUGUCUACCACUUUGGGCCAUUUUCAUAGGGUUUUUCAGCCAUUUCUGGUUAUGCACCAUUAUUAUAACGUAUCUACCAACGUACAUCAGCACUGUGCUCCACGUUAACAUCAGAGAUAGUGGGGUUCUGUCUUCUUUGCCUUUUAUUGCUGCCUCAAGCUGUACAAUUUUAGGAGGUCAGUUGGCAGAUUUCCUUCUCUCCAGGAAUCUUCUCAGCUUAAUCGCCGUGCGAAAACUCUUCUCAUCCCUAGGCUUACUCCUCCCAUCCCUUUGUGCUGUGGCCCUGCCCUUUGUGGCAUCCAGUUAUAUGACGACCAUUAUUUUGCUGAUACUUAUUCCUGGAACCAGCAACCUGUGUGACUCUGGGUUUAUCAUCAACACCCUUGAUGUUGCUCCCAGACAUGCAAGUUUCCUCAUGGGAAUCUCAAGGGGAUUCGGGCUUAUUGCAGGAGUCAUCUCUUCAACCACCACUGGAUUCCUUAUCAGUCAGGAUUCUGAGUCUGGCUGGAGGAAUGUAUUUUUCCUGUCUGCUGCUGUCAACAUGUUUGGUCUCAUCUUUUACUUCACAUUUGGACAAGCACAAAUCCAAGACUGGGCCAAAGAAAGACCUGUUACCCGCCUCUGAAAGAUGUAGUGUCACAAACUUAAAUAUAGUCACAACCCUUAACUUUGUAAACAUUGUUUGCUUAUCAUAGGCCACCCUCCUCUUCUCAAAUUAUUUCAACAGAAUUAUUUUCUUGUUUUAGAACAGUCCUUGAAUAAUACUCUGAGUCUCAAAACAGUUGAAAAGUUCCAUAGUAUAGUUCCUAUACCAUAGUAUAGGGCCUUAAGGUAUUAAAAUGUUAAUUUAGCUUUGAACAGAAUUUUUGCUCCACAAAUUUUCUUCUUCAAAAC
This is a messenger RNA of Perognathus longimembris pacificus (Pacific pocket mouse), 1930 nucleotides long. RefSeq names its product sodium-dependent phosphate transport protein 3. Gene Ontology annotation, biological process: monoatomic anion transport; transmembrane transport. Gene Ontology annotation, molecular function: transmembrane transporter activity. The transcript is spliced from 12 exons. Lineage: Eukaryota; Metazoa; Chordata; Mammalia; Rodentia; Heteromyidae. Bases 225 to 1661 code for a protein of 478 amino acids. The record is from RefSeq and is a predicted model, not a curated record.